AUGGGUGACUGGAGCUUUCUGGGGCGACUACUAGAGAACGCACAGGAGCACUCCACAGUCAUCGGCAAGGUUUGGCUGACGGUGCUGUUCAUCUUCAGAAUCCUGGUGCUGGGGGCCGCAGCAGAGGAGGUGUGGGGUGAUGAGCAGUCCGACUUCACCUGCAACACCCAGCAGCCUGGCUGCGAGAACGUGUGCUACGACAGGGCCUUCCCCAUCUCGCACAUCCGCUUCUGGGUGCUGCAGAUUAUCUUCGUGUCCACGCCCACCCUCAUCUACCUGGGCCAUGUACUGCACAUUGUGCGCAUGGAAGAGAAGAAGAAAGAGAGGGAGGAGGAGUUGCUGAGGAGAGAAAACCCGCACCUUGAGCAGGGUCAGGAGUCUCUAGAUGGGGCUGGCUCUCAGGAUAAGACUGUGGUGCGUGAUGACCGAGGCAAGGUGCGCAUCGCUGGGGCGCUGCUGCGGACCUACGUCUUCAACAUCAUCUUUAAGACGCUCUUUGAGGUGGGCUUCAUCGCUGGGCAAUACUUUCUGUAUGGCUUCCAACUGCAGCCGCUCUACCGAUGUGACCGGUGGCCCUGCCCCAACAUGGUGGAUUGCUUCAUCUCCAGACCCACCGAGAAGACCAUCUUCAUCAUCUUCAUGCUAGCGGUGGCCUGUGCCUCUCUUGUACUCAACAUGCUGGAGAUUUACCACUUGGGCUGGAAAAAAUUCAAACAAGGAGUGACUGAUCAUUUCGGCCCAGACACCUCCGAAUCCAAGCUGGUGGCCGCAGAGCCAUUGCCACUCGCUUCCCGCCCACCCACUGUCACUAUUGGAUUCCCACCUUUAUACACGCAUUAUGCCUCUCCCCUGGGACAGGCAGGCGAAGCAGGGUACCCCGGAGCCCCGCCACCAGCAGCAGACUUCAAAAUGGUAGCAUUGAAUGAGUCACAAGGGAAGGGCCACCCUGCCAAGCUCUACAAUAACCAACACCUGUUGAUGACAGAGCAGAACUGGGCCAACCAAGCGGCUGAGCAUCAGACUCCGGCGCGGAAAGCCUCCUCCGCAGCGUCCAGUCCCGCAGCCCCAAGCCCCGCAGCCCCAAGCCCCGCAGGCAGCAACAGCCAGCGGCUCCCACCGGAGGCUGGGCAGGGGGGCACCGCACCCCAGCUGCUGGAGGACCGGAGCGGCAGCAGCUUGGAAGAGAGUGCCUUGGCUGUGACACCCGAAGAAGAGGAGCAGGCCUUGACCACCACAGCAGAGAUGCAUGAGCCUCCCUUGCUCCUUACAGACCCAGGAAGGUCCAGCAAGGCCAGCAGUGGGCGGGCCAGGCCAGGUGACUUGGCCAUCUAG
This is a messenger RNA of Marmota flaviventris (yellow-bellied marmot), 1332 nucleotides long. RefSeq names its product gap junction protein alpha 3 (gene Gja3). Gene Ontology annotation, cellular component: gap junction; connexin complex. The record is from RefSeq and is a predicted model, not a curated record. Gene Ontology annotation, molecular function: gap junction channel activity. NCBI's taxonomy places the organism in Eukaryota, Metazoa, Chordata, Mammalia, Rodentia, Sciuridae. Gene Ontology annotation, biological process: visual perception; cell-cell signaling.